AAGCCAGUCACACAUUCGGGUCGUUCAGAAGCACAUACAUUAUAAUACUGUCAGUUCUUCAUGCGACUCCCGACCAGGCGCUUUCUUAGCUCGUCAAUGGGAUCCACCAAAUCCAUUAACUUCUUUCCCCAGUCGCACAAAUCAAUCCUCCCAGUUAUUUUUGCGUCAAUGGAGUGUUAAUUAUCAACGAAAUCUAAAUGAAUAUCCAGGAUUUUAUUGGAUUUAUCAGUGAAUGUGGUGAAAUGGAUAAAUUUACUAAAUCAAUGGAAUAUGACCUUUUACAAUUCAACUCAACUUUAUGUGCAAUUGAAUGAUAAAAAAAUUGUGAUUAAGAUGUUUCAUUAAAAUAUCUACAGUGAAUAAACGAAUUUUGAAUAGAAUAACCCUUAAUUUCAGUUUUAUAAAAUCAUAAUUCAAACACUAAGGAUUAAUAUCGAACUGGAUCCCAUUGCGAACCAAGAGGGUGGAGCCAUGUACAUCACGUGUGGAGAUGGGAUCCCCAUGGAGCCGGAAACGGGAUACGUUCCCAACAAUCCCCUGUUCGGAUUGCCUCUCGAUAGUCCUCAGGAGUGUCCGUCGGCAUCCUGUAUCGGUUGUUCCGGCUGCCAGUGUCAGACAUCAGCAUUGUCUAUCGCUGAACUCCACGAAGACGCCAGAGGAUCGGAUUUCGACUGCGGAAGUUGUCUCGACCACAACACUAUUCUCAGUUUACCACAGAACAAUAAUCCUCACCAGCAACCAUCUACUGGUAGCUACUGGAGUGAAGACAUGGGUUCCUUUCCGGGACUUCCGCCACUUGAACUAGAUCCUUUGCCUAGUCUCUUUCCCUUUUCACCUUGUGGUGCUUCGUAUAGCCGAAAUGAGCGUCCGACGCACGAUAUGGCCGAUGUGCUUCUUUCACUUAAGCAUGCAGUCCUCAAGCCAAGUCCUGAGCCUCAGCCACAUCAAUCUGUUUCACAGGGUUUUGGGGCACCACAAGCAUCACUCUCGUACACUGUUCACCCGUCGGUGCAGACGCCAACCUCAGUGGCUGCUAACUAUGGACCCAAUGGCUACUACGAAUCUUCCUGCGGGCAACAUGCUCCAACUAUGUAUCCCAGCAUGAGUGUCAACGUGAGCAUGAAUAUGACGAUGCAUGGGUAUGGAAGUGAGGCUUCAGGUUGUUCACAGUGGCCACCUCAGUCCUCAGGAUCAGCUGUCAACGUCCUAUAUCCGCCUCUUCUGAGUCCUGGACACUAUCCCGGUGGAGCUACAUACUCCUUCACAGCGGACUUCAGGCCUCCACCUCCGGGUCAGUCUGGUCAAACUAUGACCUCUCUUGAGACACCUCCACAGCCGCCGCAACGCCCAACAUGCUAUUCCAGCGGAAGCUACUCACCUAUUCAGAAGUCCAAUUCGAUGUGUGGAGCAACGAAGCUGAGACAGGUACGAACCCUUGGCAUCGGAUAUGAUGAAGAGGACAGUGGAGAUAGUAUGCCGGAUGCAAAGCCCAAUUUGUGUCGCCUCUGCGGCAAGACAUACGCCAGACCAAGCACACUUAAGACGCACCUCAGAACUCACUCCGGCGAAAGACCCUACAGGCACAUUUUCAGAUGUCCGGAUUGCAACAAAAGCUUCUCUCAAGCUGCUAAUUUAACAGCACACGUGAGGACUCAUACUGGCCAGAAACCAUUUAGAUGUCCCAUUUGUGACCGUAGAUUCUCCCAGAGCUCCAGUGUUACUACUCACAUGAGGACCCAUUCUGGCGAAAGACCUUACAGAUGCCGAGCCUGUAAGAAAGCUUUCUCGGACAGUUCUACCCUGACAAAGCAUCUCCGUAUCCACAGCGGUGAAAAACCAUAUCAGUGCAAAUUGUGUUUGCUUCGAUUUUCCCAGUCGGGAAAUCUGAAUCGGCACAUGCGAGUUCAUGGAACCAAUGGGAAUCUCAUAACAUGACAGAGGAACGCUGCGAGCGCCAUUAGCAUUGCAUCUCGAACAUCUCUCAGUACAACAUCGGCCAUCCUGUCGUCCUCAAUGGCCACACCGAUGUGUCACGAGGACGAGCACAGGGGAAGGAUAAACGAAUUGUCCGGAUAUUACAGGGCAGCCAAUUGCCUCAAUAUCUAUUGAGACAACAGCACCAUCGAAAUCUGCUCUGAAAGACUAUUUUUUAUUUUAAAUAUUUGUCAAUUGUUUGUUAAUUACCUUUAGAAGGAUUCCAAAAAUUGUCUUUUAGUUAGUUUAUUGAAGUUUUUGGACGCCCCAACAUUUUUUUUUGACAUAGUAAUUCUGUUACAUUUUGUUUUAGAAAAAAUAGAACAAUAAAAAAAUAAUUAAAAUUGCGAAAAAAUUGUGGGAUAAGAGUGAAUCAUCCUUGAAAAUGUUAAAUCCUUAAAGUAAAAGAAUAAACAACUCUUCAAAUUUAAGAUAAAGGAAGCUUAAAUUUAGAAAAAAGUAAUAUCUAAAUUAAAGAUUUCUUAUUUUAAGUUAAAAUUAAUUUAGAGCUAAUGAUGGUUCUUAUUACAAAUUCACUUUAAAAUUUUCACCAUUUACAGAAAUAGGAGAUUGACUAAACUGAAUAGAGGGCGAUUUUGAGGCUUAAAUUUAAAGCUUAAAGAUUAAACUCAGGAUUUGGGGUAGGUUUUUUUUAACUGCGAUGAGCAUUUUUGUUCAAAUUUACAAAUUGAUCCUUAAAAAAAGUCAAACAAGUUGCUACAUAAUUCAAAAUGAUCAUUUAAAAAAGCUCUCGGCGUAGUUUAGUUUAGUAAAAAACUAAAACGGUCUUUAAAUCAUGAAUUAACUUCUUUUAUUCAUUUACAAACAAUUUUUUUGGAGGAAUUUUGACUAAAGAUUAAAAAACUGACAAAAACGUUUGUUAUUUAGAACUUUGGGAACUUGGUUAAACCUUUAGUUUGAAACCCGUAUAAAAGAUGACCAUAAAUCCCUUUAAGGGGUUACGUGGGCCAAAAAAAAACAAACAGUAUGUUUCUCUAAGUUUUGUAAACAUAAUAAAAAGUUUUAUUUAAA
Molecule: messenger RNA, 3006 nt
Organism: Phlebotomus papatasi
Lineage: Eukaryota; Metazoa; Arthropoda; Insecta; Diptera; Psychodidae
Product: protein glass
Exons: 8
Coding region: 472-1935 (487 amino acids)
Biological process (GO): regulation of transcription by RNA polymerase II
Cellular component (GO): nucleus
Molecular function (GO): RNA polymerase II cis-regulatory region sequence-specific DNA binding; DNA-binding transcription factor activity, RNA polymerase II-specific
Source: RefSeq, a predicted model, not a curated record